AAACCAGCCCUCGUAUUCUUGCUGCUUGUUGUCACAGCAAACUGGACAUCUGCAAGUCCCGUCCGUUCCGCUCGCUCCCCUUCUAGGAAGGUAAAUCGUUUCCUCUCAAUCCAAUAAUCAGUAACAAAAGGCUCAGCAGUAAUUUAUCUUGCAUGCCAUGAAGAGCUUGCCUUUUUUUCCUUUUCUGUCUUUUACCGUCACUUUCUGAUUACUUCUCGAUCGCUCGUAUAAUUUCUGGAAAUAACUAAAACGUUUCAGAACUAAUUAUUGAAAUAACUGGAUUUAAAUUUAAGCUUCACUGCAUUUAUAAAUGCACCUUUCAUAAGAUACAAAUCUCUUUGGUUGCCACAAUGUUCAAUGUGUAAUUAAACUUGCCUUAGACCGUUGCGUUAUCGCGAUUCCUGUCGUCCUUGCUAACUACAUUCUACGUAAAUAUUUUUACGACUCAUCUCAACAAACCUGUCAAAAUUCAAAGGUCAGCGUACCUCCGCUCUAAUUUGAGCAUUUUCUAUUUCACAGGUUGUGGAUUAUAAAGUUCAAAUCAGCGAGACUGGGACAGAGUACAACGAGACAAUCGAAGUGGACACGGAGAAGCAAACUGAACUUUUUAAAGUUCCUGCCCAUAAUGACGUGGACGAAAGCAAUAUUUUGCACGACUUUAAGACGGUAAAUCUAAUUGCUUUUUCAAGCGGUGUAAAAACAUUAGGAUUUAUCCGAUCGUCAAUCAAACCUAAAAAAUGUGCUUAAUCAGUUCAAACCCAACUGACUCACCAUAAAGCACAAUCUUUAUCGUGUUUCAAGCAUAGCAAGUCUUGAUUAUAACUCUUUAAGCCAACUGGGACAACGCUGAAUAUGAUCAGCUACCCUUUACUAGACAAGAAAAAGGGGACAUAUGUUUUUGUGUAAAUGAAACACCAGUGUUUAAACAACAUUGGGAUUAUCGAAAAAUUCCUCUUUUAUCGUAAAACAGAAUAUGACUAUGAUGCUGUUGCCGGAAAAAAAGAUAUGCUAUCUUAUGCCACUGUCAGAAGAGGUGCCGACACCAGCAAAACUCGAGAGUGAUCUUGAUCAGACAGAGGUAAGGACACGAUCCUUUUUUCAGACAAACAGUUUAAGUCUUUAUUUGCUAAAUACUCACUACAAUCGUCAUUCGAGUGCUGCCACUUAAAUGUCACACAUCUCGGAUCAUUAUAAGAAGCUGGGAACAUUUUGGAAACGUAACAAGAUAUCCCAGUCAAUUGUUGAGAAACCAAUAAAAGAUUCAAGAGGAGAAAUAUGUGGGUACGGGUUUCAAUAGUUUUGUCCUGGCGGCUGGCUGACCAAAGAAUAAUGUGUACUGAUAUGUGAACACUUUGGGAUACGCAUAGCUCCUCUUUUACGGAAAGAUUGCUGAGAAAUUCUAAAACAUCUCGUUGCCGUUUUACAGGAAUUAGAAAUUGUCCUGGUUGCUACCUGACUAGUGCACUGAUUGGUGAAAAGUACAGGAGACGCAUAAUUUCUCUUUUGCAUUGGGAUGGCUGAAAAAUACUGACAUCUCGUUGCUUUUUUUCAGGAAUUAGACAAGGACAAGACCAAAAUUAUUGACAGCAAGUGGACAGUGGACAAUGAGAUGGCUGAUCGGUCUGAACUGAGCGAGGAGUUGGCAAACUUCUGUCCACAAUACCCGAUAUAUCAGGUGAAAAUGAUGGACGACUCAUUGACUGUUACAAGGGUAGAGACAGAAGGUGAGUCAAGGACAGAGAAGUUUGAAAUGCGUAUACUGAAAAAAACAGGAGGCUAAAUUACGUUCGCGCUUUCCUUUUGACUUUUAUCAAUUUGUGAAGUGAACCCAAACCAAACUGUUCCUUGAAAGAAUGAAAUAAUGAAAAAUAUAUAGAAAUCUGGCGAAUCUUGAAGGUGAUAAAAAUUUCUAAAAUAUCUGGAUGUCGUAGGUUCUUGCAGGAAAUUAAUGGAGGUAUUUCUUUGAAUGUUUUUCACUUACUUCGCAAACUUCACUGUGACUCAUUUAAUGCAGUUGUGUCUUUUCUUUUGACAACAGGAACGCAACAUCGCAGUCGUCGACAUGCGAGAUCAUUUCCGCCAAUUCACCCAUGUAAUCUGUGCGCAGGUGGAAAAGGCACCGUUACCUACUGGGAUAAGUGUUGGUGUUCUUUUAGAGGAGGAUACUGGAGAAUUCAAAAAAGGGUAGUUUCGCGUAUAUGCGUUACAAUCCGGGUGGGUUGUAGGUUACAGCACUACGUUUACUAUGUAUAUUGUUCCCAAUAUGUUUGUGAACGUCCAACAUAUAGGCCACGCCCAUAUUAUGGGCGAAACUUACCUAUGGCGUAG
Pocillopora meandrina is the source of this 2328-nucleotide messenger RNA. The record is from the annotation of a GenBank genome assembly. Lineage: Eukaryota; Metazoa; Cnidaria; Anthozoa; Scleractinia; Pocilloporidae.